Messenger RNA from Labrus mixtus (cuckoo wrasse), 1286 nucleotides. Its product is annotated as migration and invasion enhancer 1-like. NCBI's taxonomy places the organism in Eukaryota, Metazoa, Chordata, Actinopteri, Labriformes, Labridae. Gene Ontology annotation, biological process: negative regulation of apoptotic process; positive regulation of filopodium assembly. The transcript has 4 exons. The record is from RefSeq and is a predicted model, not a curated record.
GCUGCCGCCACCUAUGUUUUGUAAUAUUUACAGUCUAUGGUUUUGUCACACAGACUCCGCCCCGCUCAGCUGCUCAGUUUUAUAAAACCAGCGAACACACCGACUCAGACAGAGCUGACUUUAUCUGCCUGCAGAGGAACAAAACCAGAAACGACUAUGGGGGUCACAGUAAGAGUUGAAUACUGUGGUGGAUGAGGAUACGAACCCCGCUAUAGGGAACUCGCCAAGGGUAUCAAGGAUGAGUUUCCUGAGGCGGUGGUGUCAAGCUUUGUGGGAAGAACAGGCAACUUUGAGAUUGAAGUCAACGGGCAGCUGAUCUUCUCCAAGUUGGAGUUGGGUGGCUUCCCUCACGAGGAUGAUAUAAGGAAUGCAUUGGAGAACGCCUGCGCUGGGAAACCCGUGCAGAAGAUCACCAAAAGCAAGGCGCCAUGCAUUAUCAUGUAAACAUCUCUGUCCUGCCUUUUUUACCAUCGACUGCAUCAACACAAGCCUGUGCAACUGUACACUGCCAACACCACCUCUGGCCUAACUCCAUUCUUCGAAACGGUCAGGGAUAGACACCACACUUGGUACGACAACAAAAAAAAGAUGCAAUAUGACAACUUGCUGCUUUCUGUGAUGCAGAUCGUCAAACUCUUCUCUGCCCUCUGGCUCCCCUCUCUGUUCUCAUCGUGGCGCUUCAGUGCUGUUAAUGAUUGCCCCAGACGUAAACUUAAAGGUUGGGGUAUGAUGAAUCCAUGCCUGGAGUUGCCUACUUUGUAGGGACUGAGACUGGGAGAAGCUGUUGCAAGAAGGGUUUUAAAGGCACUUGAUUUAAUUAUCCUACAACCUUAUUGCCUGGAAUUUUUUGAAUUACUGCUUGACUUUGUUUUUUGGCAUUUUUGUUUCUUUAUUUCUCAUGUGGUUAUCAGUUUAAUUUGUAUGUUCAUUGGCAUUGCAAAGUAGUGCAGCAUACUUUUAUUUUUUUAAGCAACAUGAAGGGAAACUCUUUACAGCGACCUCUUCCUUCCUCUUUCCUUAUGUACAAACGCUUCCAUUACAACGUGACGCUACGUCACAUAAUUCGUAGGUGGUGACCUUUUGCACUACUAGUCUUGCAAAAUUAAAGUGAUUAGAAUCUCUUGGGUAAUUCAAACUGGUUCUCAAUCGAUCAUCAUGAGUGCAUCUGAAGACCACCGCCCACUGGUCUGUCAGCUCACAGCUUGUAAGAUCGGCUCAUUUCCCACAAAUAAUCGGCACUUUUUCCUCAAAACUGUAAACUUCAAAUAAAGGUUCAGCUUGUUUAA